Messenger RNA from Hemibagrus wyckioides, 2352 nucleotides. It is a transcript of the gene leprotl1, whose product is annotated as leptin receptor overlapping transcript like 1. The transcript is spliced from 4 exons. Gene Ontology annotation, cellular component: endosome. Gene Ontology annotation, biological process: late endosome to vacuole transport via multivesicular body sorting pathway; negative regulation of growth hormone receptor signaling pathway. Bases 120 to 515 code for a protein of 131 amino acids. The record is from RefSeq and is a predicted model, not a curated record. NCBI's taxonomy places the organism in Eukaryota, Metazoa, Chordata, Actinopteri, Siluriformes, Bagridae.
GUAUGCGAUGUAGAUCAACUCUAGCGCGCCGCUGGUUUCGUUCUUCUUGUGUUGACGGUGCGAGACAUAUACGGAGGAGUCUCUGACGUUCCGAGGGUUUUUUUUUUAAUGUAGACACAAUGGCCGGAAUUAAAGCCCUGAUCAGCCUCUCCUUCGGUGGAGCCAUUGGCCUCAUGUUUCUGAUGCUUGGCUGUGCCUUGCCUGUGUAUAAUGAAUACUGGCCACUCUUUCUUCUCUUCUUCUACAUCCUGUCUCCUAUCCCGUACUGCACUUCUCGUCGCGUGGUGGAUGACACAGAUUCGGCUAGUAACGCCUGCAAAGAACUGGCCAUUUUCCUCACCACAGGGAUCGUUGUGUCUGCCUUUGGCCUGCCCAUCAUAUUCGCACGCGCUAGUGUGAUCGCCUGGGGGGCCUGCGCUCUCGUCCUGACAGGAAACAUUGUCAUUUUCGGCACCAUCCUCGGCUUCUUCCUCGUCUUCGGGUCGAACGACGACUUCAGCUGGCAGCAGUGGUGAAGCGGAGAACUGUUUUUAUCAAGCUACAUUGUUACCAUGGCUAUUGUCGUGGUUCCUAUUGUCGUCUUUAUUAUUUAUAGUGACUGGCCAUCCGUAUUAAGAGGAAAUCAGUGCAAUAAGUUGUCACUGGGAUCGGUUUGACCUCAGAAAGCUAUUGUUUUUGCCGUUUAUUUCGUGCAUUAGCGAGGGUUAUAGGGUUUUUUUUCCUGCACGCAUGAUCAACGCUUCUCUACAGAAUGUAGAAUGUAAAAUGCCAUAAAAAAAAAAAGAAGCUAAUAUGGAUAGAUAAUUCUCUUUCUGAAGUCUGUGGUUACAACUAAUCACAGGCUUGAUCAUUUGGAGCACAUCCUUUAGCUUUAGCCUUUAGCUUGGUGAAUCUGCUGUGUAAUAUAUUUUUUUUAAGUUAACUGCUUUUCAUGUAAUAUGGGUUUUAGUUGCGACUUAUUCACGUACAAUGCACUGUCUGCUUUCAUCAUUACAUUAUAAAAACCAAACGCCAGAGCCAUUCACUGCUGUCUAACGUAUAACCUCGCAAUUUAUUGAUGAUACCCUGAACAAUGCUCUACAUAUAUGCGUACAUGUCACAGCCAGCUCUCUUAAAGGAUUGGUUAUGAUAAAAGUCUAGUCAAAUAAGACAUACUUGUGUACAAGAGCUACAAAGCUCGCUUUGCUAACAAGUAUCUGAGCCCUGACUAGCAUCAUGCUAACUGUAUUCUGAAAUCCUUGCAUUCGCUUCAAACGGCGUCAUUAGCACAUAGGCUACCUCAUAUAAGCCUGUUACAAAUUUUUCAACUGUGAGUUAGUUUUGUGUCAGCACCCUAUAAGCAAGUCUGUGUAAAAUUAAUACUGAGGUAAAAAAAAAAAAAAAACCCAGGUUAUUUCACUACACAGAUAGCUAUUGAUGCUAGCCUGAAUGUUAGAGAAAUAUAGCAUCAUGCUAACUGUUAUCUGAAAUCAUAAAUCGCUUCAAAAAGCAUCAUGUAGUAUUAUUAGCUCAUAAACUAUUUCAUAUAGUUGUAAAGUGAGUGUAUUUACAAAUUUAAACAUAUAAAUAAGAGUAAGUGAUUCUGUCUCAAAAUGGCUGCCACUUUUAUUUUCUGUUUAAUGUUCUGUUAGCACUGAGGUAAAAAAAAAAGAAAAAAAAAUAGUGAGGUAAACUAAGUGAUUAGCCUGAUGCUUAUUAUUCUAGUGUAAAUGUUUGUACUGGAGCUGUGAGAAAUAUAAACAUCUAUGCGAACUGUACUCUUAAAAUAUCCAACACUGGCUUCAAACAGCAUCGUAUAGUAGCAUUAGCACAUACACUAUUCAAUAUAGUUGUAACGUGAGUCUGUAUUUAACAAAUUAAAACUCAUAAAUAAGAGUCAAUGAUUCAAUUUCAACAUGGCUGCCGCUCUGCCUCUUUUUCAUCACUGAGGUAAUUUUGUGUCAUGCGGUGUCUGCACCAUAAACCCAAGGGAAAAAAAUCGUAAUGAUUUCACCACACAGUUAGCUUGAAGCUAAUCAUUUUGUCUAAACGUCACGUACACUGGAGCUGUGAGAUAGAUUAGCAUUCCGCUAACUAUUCCGAAAUCAUCAUGCGCUCAAUUCAAACUCCAUCAUCUAGCAGCAUUAGCACUUCCAUAUAAUUGAAAAAGGCAGUCUGUAUUUACUAAUUAAAAUAGUAAAUAAUCGUGUUUCAAAAUGUCUACCACGCCAAAUCCGUUUAAAAAUAAAGUACACGGUUAGCAUAAUGCUAAUAAUUCAAUGUUAGAGCUGAUUUAGCGUUCUGCUAACUGUAUCCUGAAAUAAAUACACACUUGCUUUAAACAGAAAGAAGAGUUUUAAAUCAUGAAAAUGU